AUGAGUAAACGGAUAGAUGGUGCAGUGGGGCGGUUAAUGGUUCUCCAUAGCUUGCAGGCAGUAGGUGCAUGUACUCGGCAACGUGUACGGGGGGGAGGGGGGUCGUUGCGCGUGCAGCGAUAUCGACUACAAUGGUGUUUACUCGGCGCGCACCAGCUGCCGUUGACUCACACCGCACUCUCUCAUAGUUUUUUCAGGAAUUUCACAACAAUCCUAACAUUAGAGUCAGCAAGCAUUGUAAACUUAUCGCUAAAACGCUAA
Spodoptera littoralis (African cotton leafworm) is the source of this 261-nucleotide messenger RNA. The record is from the annotation of a GenBank genome assembly. Lineage: Eukaryota; Metazoa; Arthropoda; Insecta; Lepidoptera; Noctuidae.